CCUACCCCACACUUCUCUUCUCAUCACACUAUAUAAACACAUCAAAAUGAACACAACAUUAUCAUCCAUCCAAACUUUGGUUUUCUCCUUAUAGUCCCCAAGAUUCUUUUUCUUUAUAUAUUUCUCAAUCCAGGACAUUUUAUAGUGAGAAGCACACAUGUCUCCAGCAAUGGUGGUAGGAAGUGGUGAGAAGGGUGAGAGUGAUACACCAGGAAAUCAAUAUCAGAAAGGAGUGAAACAGCUUGUUGAGAAUGGCCUUCACACAAUACCUAAAAAGUACAUACUUCCUCCUUCUGAUCGACCAGCUACAAAUUCAGAAAAUUCAAAUGUUGCCAAGCAAAACCUUCAGCUACCCAUCAUUGAUUUUUCUGAAUUGAUUGGUCCAAGAAGGCCCCAAGUCCUUCAAUCUCUAGCCAAUGCUUGUGAACGCUACGGAUUUUUUCAGCUGGUAAACCAUGGCAUAUCAGAUGAUGUUAUAAGCAGCAUGAGGGAUGUGAGUGGCAGGUUCUUCGAUCUUCCUUUUGAGGAAAGAGCCAAACACAUGACAACUGAUAUGCAUGCACCGGUUAGAUAUGGAACAAGCUUCAGCCAAACCAAAGAUACUGUGUUCUGUUGGAGGGACUUCUUGAAACUCCUCUGCCAUCCCUUGCCUGAUUUCCUCCCUCAUUGGCCUGCUUCCCCCUUAGACUUUAGGAAAGUGGUGGCUACCUACUCAGAAGAAACAAAAUACUUAUUUCUGAUGUUGAUGGAAGCUAUCCAAGAGAGCCUAGGAAUCAAAGUAGAAGUCAAGAAGCAAGAAGAGGAGACAGAAGGAAAUGACAAUAAUAUUCUGAAGGACUUGGAAGAUGGGAGCCAGAUGAUGGUGGUCAAUUUCUACCCACCAUGCCCUGAACCAGACCUAACCUUGGGGAUGCCCCCUCAUUCUGAUUAUGGAUUCCUCACACUCCUCCUCCAAGACCAGGUGGAGGGUUUGCAAAUCCAAUUCCAAGGUCAAUGGCUCACUGUCAAACCUAUCAAUAACGCUUUCGUUGUCAAUGUUGGUGAUCACCUAGAGAUAUACAGCAACGGGAAAUACAAGAGCGUGUUACAUAGGGUUAUUGUUAAUGCAAUGAAGAAAAGGACAUCUGUGGCUUCGCUGCAUAGCCUUCCUUUCAACUGCACCGUAAGACCGUCACCCAAACUCAUUGACGAAGCCAACCCCAAACGUUACGCAGACACGAAUUUUGAUACUUUUCUUGCAUACGUUUCCACCAGAGAGCCAAAGAGAAAGGAAUUCCUGGACUCUAGGAAAUUGUCUUCUACAUGACUAGAAGUCUAGAAGAAGAAAAAUAAAUGAAUUUUUUUUUCAUCCAAUGCAAAAAAUUAUAUAAAUUGAAGUGAAGUGUCAUGACCUACAAUAAUUUUGGGUGAACUCAGAUAUUCUGUGGUCGAGAGUAAAAGACUGAUCUCUUAGGAUAUUGAUCUGACACACAAUAAUUAAUUGAUUAUUAGGGGAAAAUUAUGUGUGUAACAUAUAUAUUAUUAAUCUUGAUUUGGUUGGACCACUUAGAUUGUCACUGAUCCUAGACUUGCAGUCUCGCCCUGUUUUUCUGUAUUAUUAUUAACUUGUUAUUAUUAUAUGUAAUAUGUUUGUA
Glycine soja is the source of this 1634-nucleotide messenger RNA. Its product is annotated as protein DMR6-LIKE OXYGENASE 1-like. The record is from RefSeq and is a predicted model, not a curated record. The transcript is spliced from 5 exons. Bases 158 to 1306 code for a protein of 382 amino acids. NCBI's taxonomy places the organism in Eukaryota, Viridiplantae, Streptophyta, Magnoliopsida, Fabales, Fabaceae.